This is a messenger RNA of Soboliphyme baturini, 593 nucleotides long. The record is from the annotation of a GenBank genome assembly. Lineage: Eukaryota; Metazoa; Nematoda; Enoplea; Dioctophymatida; Soboliphymatidae.
AUGUGUGCUGAUAUUUCGCGAUCGUCGCGGUUCAGACCUGGGUACAGCCGAUAUGUGUACAAUCACAGAGUUGCUCAGAACGUGCCGUCGCCAUCGCCGUCUGACCCGACCAUCAAACGCAAGAAGUAUCGGUCAGAAUGCGAGCGCAAAGUGAGGACCGUCUACCGAGGAGGUGGAGGUGGUGGCGGGCACAGCGACCACGUGGAUGACCUGUGCGGUCGUGUUCGAAGAAAUCUGUAUGUGAAACGCAGCACGGUGUCCGAAACCGCACAGAACGGAUCGGGGGACCUAGAAUAUUACGUCGGCGAUGACUUCGUGCUUGAGGAACCAUUCAGUGAUAGCGGCGAUGAUACGUUCGUUCCGAAGGGCACCCAUCUGAGCCUUCCGUUGCCGAGGCGUCGCAUCCGCACAUUGUCAGGGAUGAUACCGCCCAUCGGUUAUUCACCGACUUGGGGCGGGCCCACGAUGUGUUUGCAGUGUCUCGAAUUUUUUGACGUGUCCAAGGCUACCGAAAGCUAUGUGGCACACCUGCUCCAAAAGCACAAGAUUGUCAUUUCGGAUAUCAAGCUAAUCGUCGACCUGAAGCGGUAAGU